GCUCAACCACGACGGCCUGCUUACUUUGAACUGUCGCCACCAUUUAAAAAUCAGUGAGCCUUACAGCAAGGAGAGGCGGAGUUCUGGGCAGACAGAGGAUAACAGGCGCUGCAGGAGAGGACUGAAAACACAGAAGGAACACUGGAACCAAAGAAAGCAUCAUGAUGGAGCUGUAUCUUGACCUGCACUCCCAGCCAUGCCGCUCCGUCUUCCUGUUUGCCAAAGCGGUCGGGAUUCCCUUUGAGUUUAAGCUGGUGGAGCUUGUUGAAGGCCAGCAGUAUAGCGAGGAGUUUGGAAAAGUCAGCCUCAUGAGGAAGGUUCCUGUGAUGAAGGAUGGAAGCUUCAUUCUGACGGAAAGUGUUGCGAUCCUGAAGUACCUGGUGCAGAAACAUUCGUCGUCAGUGGCAGAUCACUGGUAUCCUGCUGACCUGCAGCAGCGGGCUCGUGUGAAUGAAUACCUGUCCUGGCAGCACAUGAACCUCAGAUCUCACGGGUCUAAGGUCUUCCUGCUCAGGGCUAUGUUUCCUGUCAUCAUGGGCUCUGAGGUCCCGAAGGAGAAGAUGGACGCUGCUGUCGAGGAUCUGAAUCAGUCGCUCAAAAUGCUGGAGGACUAUUUCCUGCAGAACAAACCGUUCAUCAUCGGCGACAAAAUCUCUCUGGCUGAUCUGGUGGCUGUAGUUGAGAUCAUGCAGCCUGUUGCAACCGGCCUGGAUGUGUUUGAAGGCCGUCCAAAACUGAUCAGCUGGAGAGAGCGAGUGAAAAAGGCGCUCGGUGAAAAGUUGUUUGACGAAAGUCACGAGGUGAUCAUGAAGGUGAGCAGCGUGCCGGAUAAGGUGCAGAGCAACAGCCAGCUGGAGAUGCUCAAACCAAAGUUUCAGAAGCUUUUCAGAUGAGAACAAACACAGAUGAUACAACUGUGACAGUGUCAAAAUAGUAUGUCAAUUGGAUUUUAAUUUGAUAGUUGUAUGAGGAUUUUUUCCAGCAGAAUUUCUGAGCCAGUUUAAUGAAGUACUGAGAAAUAAGUCAACAGCUUCCAGGUAUUAAACUGUUUGUGCAGCUCCUUAUCCUAAUCAUGUAAAAAGUUCUUUAAUGUGUUUAUCUGAU
Messenger RNA from Etheostoma spectabile (orangethroat darter), 1104 nucleotides. RefSeq names its product glutathione S-transferase theta 1a (gene gstt1a). Lineage: Eukaryota; Metazoa; Chordata; Actinopteri; Perciformes; Percidae. Gene Ontology annotation, molecular function: glutathione transferase activity. Gene Ontology annotation, biological process: glutathione metabolic process. Bases 162 to 893 code for a protein of 243 amino acids. Gene Ontology annotation, cellular component: cytoplasm. The record is from RefSeq and is a predicted model, not a curated record. The transcript has 5 exons.